This is a messenger RNA of Microthlaspi erraticum, 231 nucleotides long. Lineage: Eukaryota; Viridiplantae; Streptophyta; Magnoliopsida; Brassicales; Brassicaceae. The record is from the annotation of a GenBank genome assembly.
AUGUCUGUGACCGUGCCGGAAUUCGAUUUCAGAUUGACGCCUCGAUUUGGUUUUUCGCCGAUCGGGGAGCAGAGUUUCGCCGAUGCCGAUAAUCUGGAGCACUGUGUAAAGUACUUAAAUCAGAGCUUAGUCACUUACGGAUUCUCUGCCUCGCUCGACCUCUUCGCUGCCGAUCCUGUUUCGAUUGCGAGAACUUGCAAUUGCAUAUACGCUUUGAAAAUCUUAGACUAA